This is a messenger RNA of Dryobates pubescens (Downy woodpecker), 789 nucleotides long. RefSeq names its product C-factor-like. The record is from RefSeq and is a predicted model, not a curated record. Lineage: Eukaryota; Metazoa; Chordata; Aves; Piciformes; Picidae.
AUGGGGGAACUUCACAUCCACUCCGUGCUGGUGAGCGGUGCCAACCGGGGCAUCGGCCUGGGGCUCGUCCAGCACUUUCUGGGGAUGCCAACCCCACCCAAGUGGGUCUUUGCGGGGUGCAGGGACCCCAAGGGGCAGCGAACGCAUGAGCUACAGAACCUGGCCUCCAAGCACCCCAACCUGGUCAUCAUCCCUCUCAAGGUCUUCAACCCUGCCAGUAUCAAGGCAGCUGCAGCCACAGUUGAGAAGCACCUGGGGAGCUCGGGGCUGACCCUGCUCAUCAACAAUGCUGGGAUUGUCAGGAACACUGAACUUGAGGAAGGAACCCUGGAGAACAUGAUACAGGUUUACACCACCAACACCACCGGGCCCUUGCUGAUGGGACAGGCAUUCCUGCCCUUGCUGAAGAAGGCUGUCCAGGGGAGCCCAGGCUCAGCACUGAGCUGCAGCAAGGCAGCCAUUGUCAACAUGUCCAGCAUUGCUGGCUCCAUUGCUUAUCCCUUGGAAUGGGAUCGAAUGCAGAUUGUCUCCUACUGCUGCAGCAAGGUACCACCAGCUUCUGUUAACAUGCUGACCAAGUGCCACUCUGUGGGGUACAAGGAGCAUGGCAUCCUCUGCAUUACUCUGUACCCUGGCUGGGUGCAAACUGACUUGGGGAGUGCCAGCAAGCAAAAGCCGCCUGUGACAGUGGAUGCCAGCAUGCAAAGGAUGCCAAAGGUGCUCUCCUCUCUCUCCAAGAAGGACACCAGCACCUUCCUGGACUGGGAAAGGAAGGUGGUGCCAUGGUGA